GCAAAAGCGCAGGCUGGGCGCGUCAGGACGGGUGGGUGCCGCGUGCGCCUGAGGACCCGGUUGGACUGCUUGGGCCGGCUCAGGAUGAGGACGCGCUGGGCGACCCUUCGCCGCGCGGCGGAGCUCCUCGUGCUACUCCUCAGGUGCUUCGGUCUGGCGGAGCCCUCUGGCCGCACAGGCAAUGAUCCAUUCACUAUCGUCAAUGAAAACAUGGGCAAGUGCAUCAAGCCACUGAAUGACUGGAUAGUAGCAACAGACUGUGGUGGAAGUAGGGACGUGUUAUGGAAGUGGGUGUCUCAGCAUCGACUCUUUCAUUUGCAAUCCCAGAAGUGCCUUGGGCUAGAUAUUACCAAACCCACAGAUUCCUUGAGAAUGUUCAACUGUGACUCCAGUGCCUUACUCUGGUGGAAAUGUGAGCACCACUCUCUGUAUGGAGCUGCCCAGUACAGACUGGCUCUGAAGAAUGGACAUGCUGUAGCAAGUACAAAUUCAUCUGAUGUCUGGAAGAAAGGAGGCACAGAGGAAAACCUCUGUGACCAGCCUUAUCAUGAGAUAUAUACCAGAGGUGGGAACUCCUAUGGAAGACCUUGUGAAUUUCCAUUCUUAGUUAAUGGGACCUGGCAUCAUGAGUGCAUUUUUGAUGAAAAUUAUGGUGGGCCAUGGUGUGCAACCACCUUAAAUUAUGAAUAUGAUCAAAAGUGGGGCAUCUGCUUAAAACCAGAAAAUGGCUGUGAAGAUAAUUGGGAAAAGAAUGAGCAGAUUGGAAGUUGCUACCAAUUUAAUACUCAGGCAGCUCUUUCUUGGAAGGAAGCUUAUAUUUCGUGUCAGAAUCAAGGAGCUGACUUACUGAGCAUUGGCAAUGCUGCUGAAUUAACUUAUCUUAAAGAAAAAGAAGGCAUUCCAAGAAUUUUCUGGAUUGGCUUAAAUCAGCUAUACUCUGCUAGAGGCUGGGAAUGGUCAGACCACAGGCCAUUAAACUUUCUCAACUGGGACCCAGAUAUGCCUAGUGCACCUAUGAUAAUAGGCGGAUCCAGCUGUGCGAGAAUGGAUGCCAUGUCUGGUCUAUGGCAGAGUUUUUCCUGUGAAGCUCAAUUGCCCUAUGUCUGCAAGAAACCAUUAAAUAACACAGUGGAGUUAACAGAUGUUUGGACAUAUUUAGAUACACACUGUGAUGCAGGCUGGCUGUCAAAUAAUGGUUUUUGCUAUCUGCUGGUAAAUGAAAGUGAUUCCUGGGAUAAGGCACAUACGAAAUGCAAAGCCUUGAGCGGCGAUCUCAUCAGCAUUCAUUCUUUAGCAGAUGUGGAGGUGGUUGUCACAAAACUCCAUAAUGGCGAUGCCAAAGAAGAAAUAUGGAUAGGUCUUAAGAACAAAAAUGUACCAAGUUUAUUUCAGUGGUCUGAUGGUACUGAAGUUACUCUAACAUAUUGGAAUAAGAAUGAGCCAAAUGUUCCCUACAAUAAGACUCCCAACUGCGUUUCCUAUUUAGGAAAGUUAGGUCAGUGGAAGGUCCAGUCCUGUGAAGAGAAACUUAAAUAUGUAUGUAAGAAAAAGGGAGAACAAGUGAAUGAUACAACAUCUGACAAGAUGUGUCCUCCAGAUGAGGGCUGGAAAAGACAUGGAGAAAUCUGUUACAAGAUUUACAAGGACGAGGUCCCUUUUGGAACCAACUGCAAUCUGACUAUAACUAGCAGAUUUGAGCAAGAAUACCUGAAUGAUAUGAUUAAAAAGUAUACUAAAUCUCCAGGAAAAUACUUCUGGACUGGCCUGAGAGAUAUAGAUUCACAUGGAGAGUAUAGCUGGACAGGAGUUGGUGGAGUAAAGCAAGCUGUAACAUUUUCCAACUGGAAUUUUCUUGAGCCAGCUUCUCCAGGCGGGUGUGUGGCUAUGGCUACUGGAAAGUCUCUUGGAAAGUGGGAGGUGAAAGACUGCAGAAACUUCAGAGCGCUCUCGGUUUGCAAGAAAAUAAGUGGGCCCAUUCAGCCUGAAGAAGAAGUAGCUCCUAAGCCUGAAGACCCCUGUCCUGAAGGCUGGCAUAGUUUCCCCUCAAGUCUUUCUUGUUAUAAGCUGUUUCAUAUAGAAAGAAUUGUAAGAAAAAGGAACUGGGAAGAAGCUGAGAGAUUCUGCCAAGCUCUUGGAGGACACCUUCCUAGCUUCACUCAUACGGAUGAAAUAAAGGAAUUUCUUCACUUUUUAAUGGACCAGUUCAGUGACCAGCGUUGGCUGUGGAUAGGUUUGAAUAAAAGGAGCCCAGAUUUACUAGGAUCUUGGGAGUGGAGUGAUCAUACACCAGUGUCUACUAUUCUCAUGGAAAAUGAGUUUCAGCAGGAUUAUGAUAUCAGAGAUUGUGCUGCUGUCAAGGUCACUCAAAGUCCAGGGCGAAGAAGCUGGUAUUUCUAUGAUGACAGAGAAUUUAUUUACUUAAGACCUUUUGCUUGUGAUACAAGACUUGAAUGGGUAUGCCAGAUUCCAAAAGGCCGUACUCCAAAAACACCAGACUGGUACAAUCCAGAGCGUGCUGGAAUUCAUGGACCUCCGGUUGUAAUUGAAGGGAGUGAAUAUUGGUUUGUUGCUGAUCCUCACUUAAACUAUGAAGAAGCUGUCCUGUAUUGUGCUAGCAAUCACAGCUCUCUGGCUACAUUGACAUCUCUUGCAGGAUUAAAAGCCAUCAAAAACAAAAUAGCAAAUAUAUCUGGUGAUGAACAGAAGUGGUGGGUGAGAACUGCUGAGAAGCCGGCAGAUCGUCAUCGUUCUAUGUACUCACGAUAUCCAUGGCCUCACUUUCCUAUAACAUUUCGGGAGGAAUGCCUGUGCAUGUCUGCCAAGACUUGGUUUAGCGACUUAAAUAAACCAGCAGACUGUGGUACCAAGUUGCCCUUCAUCUGUGAAAAAUAUAAUGUCUCUUCAUUAGAAAAAUACAGUCCAGAUUCUGCAGCUAAAAUACAGUGCUCUGGGGAUUGGAUUACUUUUCAGAAUAAGUGUUUUCUAAAAAUCAAACCAAAGUCUCUCACAUUUUCCCAAGCGAGUGAUACUUGUCGCACAUAUGGUGGCACCCUUCCUUCAGUGCUGAGCCAGAGAGAACAAGAUUUUAUUACAUCCUUGCUUCCGGAUAUGGAGGCUACUUUAUGGAUUGGUUUGCGCUGGACUGCCUAUGAAAGGAUAAACAAAUGGACAGAUAACAGAGAGCUGACAUACAGUAACUUUCACCCAUUAUUAGUUGGUGGGAGACUGAAAAUACCAACACAUAUUUUUGAAGAAGAGUCCCAAUACGACUGUGCUUUAAUACUCAACCUCCAAAAGUCACCUUAUACUGGGACAUGGAAUUUCACUUCCUGUAGUGAACGCCACACUCUGUCUCUCUGUCAGAAAUAUUCAGAAGUUGAAAGCAAACAGACCUUGCAGAAUACUUCAGACACAGUAAAGUAUCUAAAUAAUCUGUACAAAAUCAUCCUGAAGAAUAUGACUUGGUUUGAUGCUCUAAGGGAGUGUCAGAAAGAUAACAUGCAGCUGGUGAGCAUCACAGACCCUUAUCAGCAGGCAUUCCUAACUGUACAAGCAGUUCUUCAUAACUCUCCUUUAUGGAUUGGACUCUCCAGUCAAGACGAUGAACUCAACUUUGGUUGGUCAGAUGGGAAGCGUGUUCAAUUUAGUCGCUGGGCUGAAAAUAAUGGGCAACUUGAAGACUGUGUAAUAUUAGACACUGAUGGAUUCUGGAAAACAUCUGAUUGUGAUCAUAUGCAACCAGGUGUUAUUUGCUACUAUCCAGGAAACGAUACUGAAAAAGAGGUCAAAGCACUUGACAAUGUUCAGUGUCCAUCUCCUGUUCUAUUUACUCCAUGGAUACCAUUUCAGAACUCUUGCUACAAUUUUAUAAUAGCAAAGACUGAAUAUACGGCAACAUCACCAGAUGAAGUUCAUUCUAAAUGCCAGAAAAUGAAUCCAAAAUCACAUGUUCUGAGUAUUCGAGAUGAAAAAGAGAAUAACUUCGUUCUGGAGCAACUUCUGCACUUCAGUAAUAUGGCUUCAUGGGUCAUGUUAGGUAUAACUUAUGAAAAUAAUUCUCUUCUGUGGUCUGAUAAGACCAUGCUGUCAUACAUAAAUUGGAGAGGAGGAAGACCAGAUAUAAAAAAUGACAAGUUUUUUGCUGGCUUGAGUACUGAUGGCUUCUGGGAUUUUCAGACCUUCAGUGUUCUUGAAGAAAUACUUCCCUAUACCCAGAACAGCAUUCUUGCUUGUAAAAUUGAAAUAGUUGACUACGAGGAAGAAUAUAAUACUACUCUGCCACAGUUUAUUCCAUAUGAAGAUGGUAUUUAUAAUAUUAUACAAAAAAAGGUAACAUGGUAUGAAGCAUUAAACAUGUGUUCUCAAAGUGGAGGUUAUUUGGCAAGUGUUCAUGACCAAAAUGGCCAGCUCUUUCUGGAAGACCUCGUAAAACGUGAUGGAUUUCCACUAUGGAUUGGGCUCUCAAGUCAUGAUGGAAGUGAAUCAAGUUUUGAAUGGUCUGAUGGCAGUACAUUUGACUACAUCCCAUGGAAAGAUAAACCGUCUGCUGGAAAUUGUGUUGUCUUGGAUCCAAAAGGAAUUUGGAGACAUGAAAAAUGCAAGUCUGUUAGUGAUGGUGCUAUUUGUUAUAAACCUACAAAAUCUAAAGAGGUGUCCUCUCAUACAUACUCAUCAAGAUGUCCAGCAGUAAAAGAGAAUGAGUCACAAUGGAUCCAGUACAAGGAGCACUGUUAUACAUCUGACCGGGCAUUGCGCAAUUUCUCAGAAGCCAAACAGUUCUGUUCAAAACUUGAUCAUUCUGCAACUAUUGUUACCAUAGAGGAUGAAGAUGAAAAUAAGUUCGUGAGCAGACUGAUGAGGGAAAAUAAUAAUAUUACCAUGAGGGUUUGGCUUGGAUUAUCUCAAUAUUCUGCCGGUCAGUCUUGGAAUUGGUUAGAUGGAUCAAAAGUGACAUUUGUCAAAUGGGCAAAUAAAAGUAAGACUGGUGGUGGAAAAUGUAGCGUUUUGUUAGCUUCAAAUGAAACUUGGAUAAAAGUUGAAUGUUCACAAGGCUACGGAAGAGUUGUCUGCAAAGUUCCUCUGGGCCCUGAUUACAGAGGAAUAACUAUCACAUUUGCUGUGUUAAGUGUCUUAGCUCUCAUCAGUGCACUGGUUUGGUUCCUCUUCCAAAGGAACCGGUCACACUGGCCGGGCUUCUCUUCAGUUCGAUAUGAACAAGGAAUGAAUGAAGAUGAGAUUAUGCUUCCCACUUUCAAUGACUAAAUUCUUCUAAGAGUUUGCUAAUUUGCACUAACGUGUUAGGGAAAAUGAGCCAUUUCGGUUUUUCCCAGUGUCAGUAUUUACUCUGUUCUAAAGUACAAAUCCUAAGUACUUUUUCAGUUGUUUAAUUGCUGUGCUGGUAUCUACAGCGAAUUAUCCACAAAAUGCCAUGUUUAAAACUUUACUUAAUAGAAUGGAGAACCUUAAUAGAAUGGAAAAGAACCAAAGCUGGAACUAAAGUCCAAAUUAUUUACAGGGUAAUAAAUUUAAUGUGCAUUUUUCUCUGUAAGAAUGUAGUUAGUAACUAGGAUAUGUAUAUAUGAAUAGCACAACUGCUUAGAGACUUAAAAUUGGCAUGUUACUAGGUCAUAAAUCUACCUUUUAGCUUUUAAGAAUAUUUAGCUUAGGGGCGCCUCAGUGGCUCAGUUAGUUAAGUGUCCACCUCUUCAUCUCAGCUCAGGUCUUGAUCUCAGGCUUGUGAGUUCAAGCCCUGCGUAGGGCUCCAUGCUGGGUGUGGAGCCUACUUAAAAAAAAUAUCCAGCCUAAUGUGAAAUUUGUACCUCAAGGUAAAAACAUAACUGUAAAUAAUAUCAACAUUAUUUCAAAAUAGUCAUUUGUAGCAUUUAGGAGAAAUUAUUAAACAAUGAGAUAUGCUUACUUUUUUACACAGUAAAAUAAUGCUUUUGGCAAGAUGCUUCUUAUACCGCUCCAGAGAUAUUUCAUACCAAAAUUGUUUAAAUGCAAAUAUUUUGCUUUGUCAUAGUUAUUCAUAAAACAAUGGCUUUUAAAGGAAAUUUAGUACUUAACAUUUUCCUAAAGUGUGAGAACAUUGUUUUUAGAUUGAUUUAGAUAUACUGUAGCAGUGUGUUUUUUGUCUUUUCUUGUGUACAAUAUAUAACUCUUUCCUCUUAAAGGGAACCAGCUAAGGAUACAAGUUCUUGAAGAUUUCAUAAUUUUUAUGCUUUCUAUGACAUGCCAAAUUUUGACUAAGAAAUUUGUGUUACUUUUUUGCCCUUUUCUGUAAGCUAGAGAAAAGGGGUCUAUGAAGGAAAUUGUAUAUCUUGCAUUUGUAAAAAUGAAAAUUUUACAGUGAAACUCUAAACCUUGUGAUUACUACUAAAAUAUUUUAGAUGAUAAAUGAUUAAGGAAACACUGUUUUGUGAUUAUCACUUUAAAUUUUACCAGCAAAAAUAUAUUUUUAUAUUGUCCAUCACCAUUGGACAUGAUGAAUUUUUUAUUCAGUGUUUAUACUUUAGAAUAUUUUUGUAUAAUAUUCAUAGAUUUAUUUUAAGAUUUAGAGUGUUUAUACUAUGAUAAACUUAUAAUUUUCUAAGACAGUUUUAUUAUAAUCUAAAACUAUAAUACAGUUGUCCUGAUAUAUUUUUAUUGAAUUUGUUAGACUAUUCCUCUUGCCCUGUCAUCUGCACAAUUUUAGCUGUUAAAGACUUUCUUCAAAGAAUUAAAUCAACUUGACGUGAAAAAUACACCUAUGCACGGUGCCUGGCUGGCUCAGUUGGAAGAGCGUGCAACUCUUGAUCUUGGGGUUGUGAAUUCGAGCCCCACAUUGGGUAUAGAGAUUACUUAUAAAAUAAUAAAUAGUAAAAUCUUUAAAAAAAGAAAAGUACAGUUAUAUAUAGUAGCGAUGCUGUAAUAAAGUUGUUUUAUUUUUUUAAGUAAAACUGUUGUUGGUCCUUGUCAGAAAAAAUAUCUCUAGGUUGGGUUUUAUUAUGUUAGGCAUAUAGUAUAACAAAAAAUAAGUGUGCAGUUGUUGUAAUGCAAGGUAUCCUUUAUUUAAAGAAUAAAUGCAAUCAGGGGCACCUGGGUUGUUCAGUCGGUUAAGCAUCCAACUUGUUUUUGGCUCAGGUCAUGAUCUCAUGGGUCGUGAGAUCGAGCCCUGCAUCAGGCUCCACUCUCGGCACAGAGUCUGCUUGGGUUUCUCUCUCCCUCUCCCCGUCCCCCUACUCUCUCUCUCUCAAAAUAAAUAAAU
Mirounga angustirostris (Northern elephant seal) is the source of this 7246-nucleotide messenger RNA. RefSeq names its product lymphocyte antigen 75 (gene LY75). The coding region runs from base 85 to 5262 and encodes 1725 amino acids. Gene Ontology annotation, cellular component: external side of plasma membrane. Gene Ontology annotation, molecular function: signaling receptor activity. NCBI's taxonomy places the organism in Eukaryota, Metazoa, Chordata, Mammalia, Carnivora, Phocidae. The transcript is spliced from 35 exons. The record is from RefSeq and is a predicted model, not a curated record.